GAUACAUUUAUUACCCUCAUAGCCAUCUCGACUCCUCUCACAUACCUGAUCACACAACCUAUGGAUACCUCUACCAAGGUCUUGGAUAGCACCUCUGGCCUGCAGAUCUCACAAGUGAAACCGUCCGUCUUGUAUAACGGACGCAAGGCAUCCCUCUCGCUCGACAUUGUCGUUGUGGGGUGUGGUCUGGGUGGUCUCACAGCUGCGUUCUGCCUUACACAUGCAGGUCACAAAGUAACCAUUCUGGAGAGUGCACCCGAAAUUGGUGAAAUUGGCGCUGGUAUCCAAGUAAGCCCAAACGUGACUCGCCUUUUGAUCCGCUGGGGACUGGGUGAACGGCUGAAAGAUGUAACGGUGAAGCCGCUAGCUCUCACUCUCAGAAGAUGGAAAGACAACCAAUCCGUUGCAUGGACGAAAUGGGGGAAUACCAUGGAUGAGGAGUUUGGCUCACCGUAUUAUCACGUGCAUCGAGCCGAUUUCCACCGUAUGGUUUUUGACUUGGCUUUACCGCACACCACCAUUCGAACCAACAGCCGGGUGGUUUCCGUAGACCCAUCCAAGCCAAGUGUUACACUUGAAUCUGGAGAAGUCGUUUAUGCCGACCUUAUCAUCGGUGCAGAUGGAGUCAAAAGUUUAACACGUGAAUACGUGGUGGGGGGACCUGACAAGCCAACCCCAACUGGAGAUGCAGCUUACAGAGCCACUAUACCAACACCGCUUCUGGUCAAAGAUCCUGAUCUCAAACAUCUAGUAGAUAAUCCCGAAAUGGUGGGUUGGAUGGGGCCUGGCCGGCAUAUCAUGGCUUACAACAUACGCGCAAUGAAAGAAUAUAAUUUGGUUAUCGUUCAUCCUGACGAAGGAGCUGUGGAGUCUUGGACUGCAGAGGGAAAUGCUGAUAAGAUGAGGGCUGAUUUCGAGGGCUGGAACGACUGCGUCCGGAAACUCUUGGCUCUGAUACCCACCACGCACGACUGGAAGUUAAUGGAUCGUUCACCUCUCGACACUUGGGUACACAAGGAGGGUAAGCUGGUUUUAUUAGGAGAUUCGUGCCAUCCAAUGCUUCCGUACCGAGCCCAAGGAUCUGCAAUGGCCAUCGAAGACGCAGCUGUCAUCGGUAACCUCUUCUCACACAUAUCGCAUCGUUCCCAGAUAGCACCCCUUCUUUAUGCCUAUCAGUCCAUCCGGUACGCUCGCGCCACUGAGACGCAAGCUUCGUCCCGGUUAAACCAGAAAAUCUUCCAUCUGCCGGACGGUCCUGAACAGGAGCAACGUGACGAGCAGAUGCGUGCGGCCAUGGAAACUGCGCUGGCUGAAUCCCGCGGCGAAUCUGUUACGCAAACGGUGAACACGGCGUUGCUCGGAAAUGCGAAUCAAUGGGCGGACAAAACUAAGAAUGAAAUACAGUUCGGCUACGACGCAGAUGCGGAGGCGGAUAAGUGGUGGCAAGAAUACGGACAUACCAUUGUGAACGCUGGGAAGUCUAGGAUGUAGACAUGUGAAUAUCACGGAGGUAUCACGUCUUUUCCAAACGCUGACCAGUAGGUGCUGGCGUACGUUUUGUUCCUUUACGGCUGUAUAAUUGGUGCACCUUGUAUUUUUUUUUUGAUAUCCAUUCACAUGUUAAAAAAACUGUAACGUUGCAAAACAGAUGGCAUCACUGGAUGCUAUAGCUCAGUUUUUU
Serpula lacrymans var. lacrymans S7.9 is the source of this 1681-nucleotide messenger RNA. RefSeq lists its product as uncharacterized. Gene Ontology annotation, biological process: secondary metabolite biosynthetic process. The transcript is spliced from 9 exons. The coding region runs from base 61 to 1491 and encodes 476 amino acids. The record is from RefSeq and is a predicted model, not a curated record. Gene Ontology annotation, molecular function: FAD binding; monooxygenase activity. NCBI's taxonomy places the organism in Eukaryota, Fungi, Basidiomycota, Agaricomycetes, Boletales, Serpulaceae.